CUUGCCUUGGUGAUCCACGGCAUUCAAGAGAAGCCUACCUGGAAUUUAUAGCGCAAAUAAGACAGAGCAAUCGGGCAAUGCGGAAAUAGGUGGACAGUUCCCGUCACCGAGUUUGCAUCCCACUCCCAGGCUGAGGAUCUGAGAGUUCGCGGGGAUUGCAAUUAAGUGACAAGAUAUUUUUUUAUUUUUUGCUCAUCGCGAGCUCAGAUCGCCAGCUUUAAAGUACACUUCGCGGAGGAUUUGACUGAUUUUGAUCUGCUUUUGACAGUGGGCUAAAAGAAACGAUCGUAGCUGAGGAUCAAAGCAACUUGCUUUUUUGCUUGCGAGCAUCAACAUGGACGUGUUGGCGAAUUACAGUAUUUUUCAGGAACUUCAGCUGGUGCAUGACACGGGCUACUUCUCUGCGAUGCCGUCGCUGGAGGAGAACUGGCAGCAGACAUGUCUUGAACUGGAAAGGUACCUACAGACGGAGCCCAAAAGGCUUUCAGAACUCUUCGAUGAGGAGCUUGACUGUCUUCUCACACCAGCCUUCUUAAAAGGGGACAGUGACGAGGAUCUGAUGGACCCUCUGUUACCCAGCUUAUCGGAUGAGCCCAGUCCCCCACCUAUCCUCUUGUCCCUUCCUAAGAACCUUCAUGCCAACACCAAGAGUACUGAGGCAGGGGUAAAAGAGGCCAGUAGCGUAGUAAAUGCUGCCCAGCUCAACGCCGUCACAUCCCUUACACCACCUUCUUCCCCCGAGUUGGGACGGCACCUUGUCAAGCCCACACAGACUCUUACUGCCACAGCUGAUGGCACGCUCACGCUGAAACUGAUGCCCAAGAAAGUGGGUCUUGGGGCGGCGAAGGUAGCCGCGACACAUUCGCUACCUUCACCGCCGAACCGCGGAGCACAGAGUGACGGAGAAGGAGGACUGGGAACGGUAGGCGGAGGAGACACCCCAGAAAACAAAAAGCGGGUCCAUCGGUGUCAGUUUAACGGCUGUAGGAAGGUUUACACAAAAAGUUCCCACCUAAAGGCACACCAGAGGACACAUACAGGUGAGAAACCUUACAAAUGUUCCUGGGAGGGCUGUGAAUGGCGUUUCGCACGAAGUGACGAACUGACGAGGCACUACCGCAAACACACAGGCGCCAAACCAUUCAAGUGCAACCACUGCGACAGAUGUUUUUCCAGGUCUGACCACUUGGCUCUGCACAUGAAGCGACAUAUCUAAGGUCGAGAGAGAAAGGAGAGACAGAGAGAGAGAGAGAGAGAGAGAGAGAGAGAGAAAGAGAAGAUGAAAAUGACUAUACAGGAGUGCACCACUUUUUUUACAACAGACAUUGGGUGCGCACAAGGGGUCUGGCCGUAAACAUCUCCAUGCGGAACAUACGGGCAGCGUGGGCAAAUGUUGUUGGAUUCUACACCCUCUCAAGACAGACUUUUCAUCAGCGAUUAGCCAUGCCUUACCAAGCCCUAGCUUGGAGGUCAGACACUGCCAAACACCACCGUUUUUUGUUCCUUCAUUCUCUUUUGUACAGUACAUCACCACAAGCAUGGGACAGGAAAUGCCACAUCAUGUACAAAAUUUAUACGCACAUUCAUCACAAAAGAUGAACAGUUCUUCUGAAGAAUUACGCUCAUUGUACAUUCUGUAAUGACUUCUUUUUACUGUCUAAACCAAGGACACAUCUCAAUAACCACCCUGCAACUAUGUCGUAUACAGCAAGCAACCAAAUUCGGAAAACAACAUUGCCAAUACGUUCCGAGGAGUGACCAAUGGAACUAACGCCCGGCUAAACGUACCCCCCCCCCCCAAAAGCAGGCUCUGCGUAAACAAAAUAAGGAUGUGUGCCGAUUUCUCAUCCUCUUCGCUCAGGAGCGAACUCUUCUCUGCUCUUCACACCUGUCACCUCACAGGCGACUGAAACGAUGCGCAGCGACACUUUCUUGCCUUUGUUUUAUAAAGACAGUGUUAUGAAAAGAUAGUUGGUUUUCUUUCUGAGCUAAAAUGUCUUAAACUUCUGAAAUAAAUAAAAAAACGUGCUUUGCGAACACAAGCAUAAAUGUGCACAUAUGGGCGACGGGAGGGAAUUGUAAGCCCUCUCAGUAUGCACAAGGUUCGACUCAGUGGCUGCUAUCUGCCACUGACAGUGAAAAAGUUUGAAAAACAUAAGACGGGAAAAUAACCCCCCCCCCCCAAAAAAAAAGGAUCAGGGUUGUUGGCUUGGUAAAAAAGGACUGGCGUCUUCUGUUUUUCAUUUCUAGUUGAUCUGGGGAAAGCAAAUCCAGCUCAACCUGGCGUCAGCACGGACCUUGUGUAACGCUCUUGACACUGGAAAAGUUCUUUUGGCUUUGUGUUGAUACUGGCACCCAUUUAAAAAACGUAGUCCUCCGGUGCACCAAGGCUAGUAGAGCCCAACGGAGGAGACGUUACGGGAGACAGCUGGCAGGACUUUUGACUCUCAGAGCAUCUGCUGGGAUCAGGAUCCAAAAGAACUCGGUGGCAUCAGCCCAGACAAACUUUGCCUGUUUCGUAUCCAUUGUCUGCACUGAUUUUUUCAAUGUUCUCUGUGCUUUUUUCAUACAGUCAAAAAAAAUCUCAAAAACAAAACAAAAAAAGCAUAAAACAGAAAAAGCGACUAGGAGGGGAAAAAAGCAGAAAAUGAUAAAUGCAUAAAAACAAAAUCAAAUCUCACUCGCACACGCGUACGCAACGCAACAACACACACACAGAAUGGUUUCUUUGCUCUUGGCUUUUCCUGAGAAAAACUGAAGAAAAAAAUAUGAAGAACAAUAAUUACCAAGUUAAUGAACAGCGUUAAAACGAAACACUGCAUGGCAGCCUCUUUCAGACAGAUACACACACUUGCACACACACAUGCACAGCUUGCCUCUCAGCAUUAUUUGUUUUUCACCAAAAUCUUCACAGCAGGGUUUUAGCAAUUGUUGUUUUGUAGGAUUGCAUUCCAUCCAGACGUCAGACUCUACAACAAGAGCUUGUUGAUACAUUCUAGUCAAUUACGCUAAACCGGGCCUAGGUCUAGCUCUGUGUUAACAAUCAGCUUCGGUAUCACGGGGACAAAAUAUCUAUCAUCGUUCCCAAGGUUGCGAAGCCUGCCGUGACAUCGCAAUCAGGGCGUUUCCCCGCCGACCCUCCUCUUCUGCAUUGAUUUAAUGGCUGCUGAGUAGGAGGGGAGAUUGAAAGCCAUUACGAUUCAGCAGUUACAUGUAUGGAGUCAUCGCAGACUCUACUAAACCAUCCUAGAGUUUCCCUCAGGGGAGCGGAGCUUCACAAUCAAUACUCUCAAUGCAGAACCACAUAAGAGUGAAGCGCUGGUGGUCUUUCAGUUGAAGUUCUGUCAUAUAUUUUAUCUCUAAACCACAUGUUUGAUUUUAAAAAGAUUUGCCCAUUUCUUUUCAUCUUGGUUUGUUAUGCCAAUUGUUAUUUUCUCCAGCGAAAUGCAAAGUCAUGCCAAAAUUUCGAUAAAAGGGGGAUGAUUUGGUUCAUCUCCACUAAAGUACAAUCAGCUGUGGUUUGUGGCACUUUCCGCGAGAUUUGUAACGACUGUAUGUGCGAACUUCUGUAAAGCAAGCAGGAUGUAUUGCUACAGUGUCAUAAUAGCAUUGUCAAUAACUCGCACCAGUUCUGGAUUUGUAGGACAUUAGAUAGUGUACAGCAUUCACACACCAAUUAGAAAGAGUGAUAGUUAGAAAAAUAACUGCUACAGAAACAUUUUCAUUUUACUCACAGAUAGAAGUGAUGAAAAGCAACAUUUAUUUCACACUGAUCUGGUAUCCCACGACUUUAAUGAGUUUAUGCUCCCUGAGAAAAUGAAUAUUCUGCUGCUUCUUUCGUUCACCAUAUGGGAUAUAACAGCAGGAAAGCAGGGAGCAAAAAAAUGGCGUCAUAUCAUUUCCUCGACACUGAUGAACAAUAAAGCCACAAAAGCUUCUUUCAAAUCAACAUUAAAAAUACACAUAUAAAUAUCAUCUCUUUAAAUACAAGCCAUGCUAAAUGCAAAAUUUACAAAUGAAGAUCCCUUUUCUUUUUUGCCAAGAUGUUUUACCAAAUGAAUAUGGAAUAGUCCAAUUAAAUUCAUUAACAGACGGCACGCCGCACAUAUCGCUUCACAUAUCAAGUGCCAUUCGAAUCCCCGUUCUCUCGCUCUCCGAAAGACAGCAGUGGUACAUGCGCCGUUAAUCGCACAGGCAGCCGAUGCAUACUUACACUUUGCCCAAAGAUUUACGCAUUUGCAAAUAAACUGCUGUGUGAAGGAGAGAAAGGAAUAUUACUCGCAGUAUAUCUUCCCCAAUUCUGCCCUACACCAGCUUUGGUUUGUUUUUGAGCAUCUGAGACCGUUGGUAUGGUCUCAAGUAUGUGCGCUUGUAAAAUACAGUCACGUUUGUUUGAAUGCCGAGUUGAGGAUGAGAUUUAACCAUAGCCGUGAAGUCGCAAAAAGUGGUUCUAGUUUACUGCACAUAGUCAGUGUAGGACGUCUUAAGGAAUACUUUCAUGAUCACGCAUGCCUUUAGAAGGAACAUUGCAGUGCCAAAACACUGGUAAAAAAACAUGAAAAAGUAAGAGUUCACAUGAUUCUUAAAUAUUCACACAAUUUGAAUUUAGUACUGUACAGAAGACGACCUAAUAUCUACUAGAGCAGUGGUUCUCAAACUUUCCAUCUUGUGUCCCCCCCUUCCCCUUGGGGAAGGUGCAUCCCUUCAUGAAAUUAAACAAUCUCAAACUUUUUACAUUUAAACAAAAACAUUAAAUUAUAUUUCCAAUGUUUAAUUACAUAUAUUAAUGUAAUGUCAUAAAACUGUGCACCAUCCUGUGCCCCCCAGUUUGAGAACCACUGCACUAGAGUCAUCCAUACAACAUUAAGACUCUGGAUUUCAACUCAUGAUAUUGACGUGGAGAAGCGUUUCACAUGACAGUAAGAAUGUUUGGAAACAUUCUAAGGGAACAAUUUAGUGUACUAGCAUUUUGGGCACUCUUCCAAUGAAGCUCCCUUCCCAAGCUGUUUGGUUUUUAGCUUCAAAGAGGCUUUUGGCAGCUUUUUCAAUUUUAUACAAAAGAAAAUGCUUGAAACAUCACAAGGGGAUUUUAUGAAAAAGGUCAGGUGACUAAGACGACUUUUUCGUUUUGUAACGUCUUUUAUCGGAAUACCAUUUCACUGCAUAACUAACACUCGUCAUAGCUUAGUGGGUUUAAUGACACUACUGUCGAUUGUCUGCAUAACAUUUUCUAGCGUUUCAAGAUGCACUUAUCACAAGAACACGUCAACUGUUAGUUUAUCAGCAUCUUACAUACAGAAGCUGUUUGGCUUAGAACACAUCAAUGGAAAUGUCUAUUUUAGUCAUUGCUUUACGUAUCGAUGUACACUAUUAUCCUGUCAAAUACCCAUAAAGCUUUCACUUGCAUAGUCCAAAAGAGGUGAGAACGCUAAAUGUUCGGUGGGUUCGGUGUUACAACUCGUAUUUCUUGAGGUAUACUGCAUCUUGAAGUGCAUCUGUAUCCGUGUUUGUCCGAAUUUGAUACGUCAGCAAACGAGGGACCCACUAGGUCUUCAGCUUUAUUGCGUUUCUCAACCUCCCACCCCAACCAUCUAACCCACCCUGCACCUGCAAAACCACAGUCAGUUUUGACUGAACCUCGCUGCUCUUCUAUACUACGAAGAUCACGUCAAUUCCAUUCUGCAGUUCAUAGAUGGCUCACAGUAUGCAUUACCAGCCGUCACCUAUGAAUGUCCGUAGAUGUAUCUAACCAGGGAGCAACCGGCCAACAACAGACCUCAGUAACUCAAUGCUUUCCAGGUGCUGUCUCUCUCUUACCCAAACAUGGCUCUCGAAGACAGCCAUCAGAUGGUAGAGCAGGUACAGAUAUGAAAAAAAUCGAACAGUAUGUGCCAUCUUGAAUUUGAUUCAUAUCUAUGGAAGUAGGAUGAGAUUUAGCCAUAUGUAGGCUAAGGAUGUAGUUUCUUGCUAGAGCAGGGACCCUCAUAUUCACGUCUCCCCUUCGCCACAUCAUUAACACUCCGCCCCUCUCACUUCCAGUAAUCUUCACACUCUUUCUCUCGGUUUUUCUAUUCAGUUCUUUCCUGUGUGUUUUUCUUUUUGGUUAUUUUGCUGUACAAAGUGUUUAAAAUAUUAUUAUUUGUAUGAUAUAAUGUUAGUAUGGUAAUGUUCUUUAUUAAGGAAGAAGAUGAAAUUUAUUUUUGUUACUGGUCUGUUUCAUAAUUCUUUUUUAAAUUGGUAUUGUAAGAUAUCUAUGCAAGAACUGUUCAGUGGAGCAUUUUUAUUUAAGAAUGUAAUAAGUGUAAUAAAUGGUAGAAUCUG
Messenger RNA from Paramisgurnus dabryanus, 6321 nucleotides. The record is from RefSeq and is a predicted model, not a curated record. NCBI's taxonomy places the organism in Eukaryota, Metazoa, Chordata, Actinopteri, Cypriniformes, Cobitidae.